GGCGGGCCCCCUGUAGCUCUACCCCGCCCUAAAGAAAAUGGCUCAAAUACUGGAGUUUAAAGUCACAAUGACUUGUGAAGGUUGCUCAGGAGCUGUGAACAGAGUCCUCUCGAGACUAGAAGGUGUUAGUAACAUUGAAAUAAAUAUGGAGGAACAAAGAGUGUAUGUGACAACAUCACUGUCUUCUGAUGAAGUGCUAGCAGUCAUUAAGAAAACUGGAAGAGAAACAGAAUACGUUGGAACUAAACCAGCUCCCUAAUGAGAGGAUUAAGCAGUUCAUUUGUAUACUUAUAAAUUUUGAAUUCCUUUUGCCGUCAGUUUACUUUAUAACUUUGUUUUAUAAUACAAAGCUAUUGUUCCAUUA
Molecule: messenger RNA, 364 nt
Organism: Amphimedon queenslandica
Lineage: Eukaryota; Metazoa; Porifera; Demospongiae; Haplosclerida; Niphatidae
Product: copper transport protein ATX1-like
Exons: 3
Coding region: 38-259 (73 amino acids)
Biological process (GO): copper ion transport
Cellular component (GO): cytosol
Molecular function (GO): metal ion binding; copper chaperone activity
Source: RefSeq, a predicted model, not a curated record